Cotesia congregata is the source of this 1113-nucleotide messenger RNA. The record is from the annotation of a GenBank genome assembly. Lineage: Eukaryota; Metazoa; Arthropoda; Insecta; Hymenoptera; Braconidae.
AUGAGACGAAGUGUUCAAGCACACAUCAACCAACUCAACUGGUUUGUCGAUCAGUUCUCCAGACUUGGUAACCAUGUUGUUGGUGGAGAUCUUAACCAAGAAGUCAAAUUGAAGGACUUAGAGAAUGCUUUCGCUGACUGGAUGUGUUAUCAACCAGCAUCACAAAGAUCAGCAUCAUUUCUCCAGGCCUCACGGGACAUCGUCAUCAACAAGGAGCAGAGUGUCUUGAGAGAUCUGACAGGGUUGAAAGUGAAUGUGGAAUUUUUCUGCACAUUCCGGAAACAUCAACAAGAUAUAGAAGAACGAAAAUCUUUCAUUACUAAAAGCCGUGAGAUUCUCCCUGCCACAGCUCUUCAGGAUUGGUAUACUAAGCAUGUGUAUGAGAAGUUGAAGCAGCGAAUUGAAGAUUUUGAACAUGAGGGUUCCGGAUGGAGUCUGCUUGGACCGAACAGCUUGAUGUCAGAAAUACCGACAAUUCAUUUAUUGAUGAUUAAAAAAAGUGUAAAUUAUACAGAUAAUUUAGAUAAUAUUGAGUCAGUCUAUCACUUUGCAUGGAUACAUAAUCUUUCUGGGGUAAUUAAAAGUCAAAUAUUUCUAGGUCAUUCAAAAUUGUACUUUUGUGAUCGUUGUUUGAAUCACUUUAAACUUAAAGAAUGUUAUUUAGAACACCGAGUAGAUUGUUUUAAAUCUAACAAAGUCCGCCUGGAAUUUCCUAGUGAAAAAAAUAAAAUUUUAAAAUUUAAAGAUUUUAAGUCUAAAGAUACUGUACCGUUUGUAGUUUACGCAGAUCUGGAAUGCACACUCGAACCCCCGGGAGAUGAUGAAAAGACAGUUCAUAAACAUGUUCCACACAGUAUUGCUUACUACGUACAUUGUAGCUACAAUAACACACUCUCCAAAUUUGAAUUAAACCGUUCCCCUGAUUGCAUCAACUGGUUUGUUAAGCAAUUAGAAUCACUAGCUCUGGACUUUGAAAAAAUUUUAAAGAAUCCUAUUAAAAUGAAACCCUUAACUAACGAGCAACAAGAUAGACACAACCAGGUCACUCAAAGAUAUUUUCAUGACCGGUUGUAUAUAUCAGAUCUACUAGUCACUAGACUAAAAAUGGCAUGA